Dama dama (fallow deer) is the source of this 11495-nucleotide messenger RNA. RefSeq names its product KIAA1328 ortholog. The coding region runs from base 876 to 2603 and encodes 575 amino acids. Lineage: Eukaryota; Metazoa; Chordata; Mammalia; Artiodactyla; Cervidae. The record is from RefSeq and is a predicted model, not a curated record. The transcript has 10 exons.
AUUCUUGUAUAGAUUUUUAUUUAUUGAUUUUGUAUUCUGCAACUUCUGUUUAUCAGCAAUCUGAAUGUGAUUAUUCUAACAGUUUUUCAGUAGAAUCUUUAGUGUUUUCUGUAUGUAAUAUCAUGUCAUCUGCAAAUGCAUGUUUGUCAAAGGCUUCUAUAGUUUGUUUUUCUUAAAGAAAUAGGAAGCAAAGCUAUUAGCUUAGAGUAAAGACGGGGGAAAUGGUAUUAGGUUUAAGGAGGGAAGAGAAAGUAUAAAAUAUUUGAUGAGCUUCUGAGUCGAGCAGACUCCUUUGUGGAUGAUCUAGAGAAGUGUAGUAUGUUUUCCAGGACUCAGUUAUGUCAGUCUUUCCAUAGGUCAUCCUUGGAGAUGGAGAAUAUUCUGCAAAUUCAUCCCUCUUUUAUAUUUUAACUGAGGACUCUGUCUUAUGGAGCAUGUCCUGAGUCAUCUUGAAAUUUUUCCCCUCUGUACUUUUCCCAUGUGUGUAUUUCCAACAGCAAAUAAUUAAACAGUAACUGAGGAGUCCCAGAGGAUGUAAAAAAUGAAUCUGCUGCUAAAGAGUCUGCACAAUUUCAGCUUGUAAAGCUUUUGUUUUGGAUUGGGUGUCAGUGAAUUUGGAAAUGCUCCACUCCAGUCAGUAUUAGUUACAGUCAAUUUCCUUGGACUAGUAGGUCUAAUUUUUUGUUUGUUUACUUGUCUUAUAUGCCUCCUGAAAUUUUCUGUGCUCAUCCCUGAUGUCUGAGGAAGUUUAAAGUUUUUAGAGGCACUAGGUACCAGCCAAAGUCUUGAAGCUGUGACAGUGCAUAUGCUGCUGAGGAGUUCUGAACCACCUAGCAGGAAUUUCUACAGAAGGAAAUAUCAGGUCAAGACACAAGAUGCUGAAUCCAAAAGCUGAUGUUAAAGUCAAGACCUCCAGGGUGACUGCUACUCCAGUCUCCACGGAGUCUUUAAAAGGUGCAGGAGAUUCAGUUGAUGAACAGAGUUUCUGCAGGGGAGAAAUAAAGAGUGCAUCACUGAAGGAUUUGUGUCUUGAAGACAAAAGACGCAUUGCAAACUUAAUUAAAGAACUGGCCAGAGUAAGUGAGGAAAAGGAAGUGACAGAAGAAAGACUCAAAGCUGAGCAGGAAUCAUUUGAGAAGAAGAUCAGGCAGUUGGAAGAACAGAAUGAAUUGAUCAUCAAAGAAAGGGAAGCUCUUCAGUUACAAUAUAAAGAAUGCCAAGAACUUCUAAGUCUCUAUCAGAAGUAUCUGUCAGAACAGCAGGAGAAGCUCACUAUGUCUGUCUCAGAACUUGGUGCUGCUAAAAUGCAGGAACAACAGGUAUCCAAUAGGAAAAGCACUCUCCUGUCUACAUCUAUGGAACUGGAUGGUUCCUACUUAAGUGUAGCCAAACCACAGAUCCACACUCAAACCAAGCAGAGGCCUAAGUCUGCAAAUCAGGACUCAGCUUUGGAAUCCCUUGUGGAAUUUAGGAAUAAUUCUUUGAAACCAGCAACCUUUCAUUAUUCCAAAGAGGAUAUGAGCAAGGUGCCCUCAUUGACCAGAGCAUGUAAUUACAGAUCCCCAGGGAAAAAACUAGUAGACGCAGUCCCAACAGAGAAAGCCACUCCCAAAGAACUGAAGAUGAAGGAAUGCCAGCACCUUCAGACUCCUCCAUCUAGUCAGUGUUGUGGCCAUGGACUUUCUGAAAAUGCAGAUCAUGUUCACGAGAGCCAUCCAACAAACAUGGGCCCUCUGCAUUCCAAGACACACCUGGACUCAUGCAGGUUUUGUGGGCUUUCCUGGGCGUCUCUGAUGCAUGGCCACGGGGCACUGCCACCUAAUGAAAAUGAUGUCAGAAAGCAGCUCUCCGAAGAUAGAAGGCAGCAACUUAUGCUUCAGAAAAUGGAGCUGGAAAUUGAAAAGGAGCGCCUUCAGCAUCUGUUGGCCCAGCAGGAGACAAAACUUCUCCUGAAACAGCAGCAGCUUCAUCAGUCUCGACUGGACUAUAACUGGUUAAGGACUCAAGCUGUAUUUAAGUCAAGAGAACUGGUUGCUAAUAAAGAGAUUACUAAACCUCAAGAGCUCAGUCUGGAUGUGAAUGGGAGUGGCUCUGGACCAAGUCUAUUGAAGUCAGAGUGUGAUGACUGGACACUUGGAACAUCAUCGUCCAGCAAAAAGUGCCAAGACUCCACUAACAGUGGAGGAAAUAGAAGGGAUAAGAAGACAGUUGGGUUUCAAUCGCAGAUGGAAGAUGAUGCCCUGUGGACCAGUCAGAAGAAAGAUGCAUGUCGACCCCAAAGAGGGACAGUGGCAGAAUUUCGAAAAGAUGCGUCCACGUCUCCUAUGACAACAGGGAGCCAGAAGGAGCCUGUGAUCCCAGCUACGUCAUCCUCCCAACAUGACAGCUCCCGGUAUGAGACGUCUCUGUUGGAUUUGGUUCAAUCUCUGAGUCCAAAGACUGCUUCGAAACCGCGGCCCCAUCGCUCCAGAGAAGCUGGAUCAUGGAAUCACAGUACUUGCCGACUCAGUCCUCUGAAAUCAACCUGGAACAAGACCAGGGCCGGCAGCACCCCCGAAGACCUGGAGGAGAAUCAGAUUCUUGAAGAUAUCUUUUUCAUUUGAUGCUGAAGCAUGUGCUGCAGAGUUUCCAUCAGAAAUGAGUGGGUGUCUUUAUGUACCGAUAUAGGAUUUUAAAUUAUUUAACUGUAAUUGUGUCUCUCCUUUCACAGGGACCUAUCUCACUAGUAUCCUGUUAUGUAUGGAAUUUAGAAAUCAUUCUAACAACCCAGGGUGUUUCUGAUUAGACCAGUCAGUAGGUAACACAUUAAGGGUGGGUGAGGGUGGAGGGCAGUAGCCUUUGUGUGCUAAGCAGAGAUUAGAAAAUUAACAAAGGACAGAGGCAUGGCAGAGGCCAUUGUUUACUCAGCCUCAUUCAAGAGUGUUUCCUUUUCAGUAUUUUGCUGGAAAAGUUGGGCUGUGUUUUGUACACAGGGAAAACCUUUCCACUGAAAGAUGCCUCUGGUUUCAACAUAGCCCCUUUGUAACAUAAGCAGUUUUGAAAACGUAGACCCUUUUACCUCUCCCCCCUGUUUUCUUACCACCUACCUCUUUGCAAUGCAGUCAGUUAAUUCUGAAGUUGGAGUCGGUGCCCUUCCCAUCACAAGCAACACUGAGGGCCAAUCGUGAGUCAGCCCCUGUAGUCAUCAGCCUUGGCAGCUGCCCGCCCCAUACCCUAGAGUGCUUAAUGAGCUAGAGAGAUCCACCCCCCGCACCCCAGCCCUUGGAAACUGGCAUUAGAUUACAUAAGAGAGUGCUACCCUAGUGGAGGCGCCGGCCAAAAUGCUUGUUCUCCCAUCUGCCAUUUCCUUGGGUAAGUUAGAGCAGUCUCUCGGUAUCUUUCCUUGAUCCAAGUGUCUGUCUUAUUCACCCUCGUGAACGUCCGUCAGUGGCUGCAGGCUCAUAAGCUUCCUGGCCUCCCCUCUUUCCCCAUGAGGAGCCAGAGCCCUGGUCGACCAGGCCUUGCGUGUGCUCUGCCCAAGGCCACUGUCUCAUGGCCCCACAGAACCACCUCCUCUUGCCAGAUAAUGUUCCCCCCUGCUAUCCCACUGGGCCCCCCAGAGAAAGCCUGUGGAAGAAUUACACCCAAAACUCCAAUUCUCAGCUCUCCUGUUUGACAGAGCUCUUGAGCUGGGUUGCACUGCUUACAGAGGGCUUUAGUGGACUCUAGCAGCAUCCCAAGCUGACGGGCAGUAUCGUGAGCCUGGUAGAGCCAGUGAAUUGAAAACUUUCAAGUCCUUGGAAGCAGGGGGGGAGAUGCGUAUUACUCAAUGACUUUAUUUGGUGUAGGGGGUGUUGCUUUUCUCACUCUCCCUUUCACCAGCCCCAGACGUGAACUGAGACUGUCAGUCAUUAUUAGUAGCCAAGGUCAGAACAUGCAGGGCAGCCUGCAAUUAGUGAGACACGUGGUUUCCUUGAAGUCUUUAUCAAAACUAGAUUAUUUCAGCCUACAGAAGCCUUCCAGAACAGCUUCCAUGUCUGGAUAAAUCCAGAUCUCAUUGUCUUUUCAGACUGGGCCCUCUCACCUCGGCCCAGCCUUCCUUCACUUGCAUCUUUUUGUCCUUUGGAGGAAGGAAUAUAGCCUGCCAAUUCCAUAUGCUCAAUCUGAGGGAAAUAUCAGGUCAGAACAAACUAGCUAUAGUCAUUCAGUUGAAAAUUAUUGCAGAUUACAGUCUUCUCUGAAAGUUCACCCCUGUGAAAGUAAUUGAAUCAGUGCCAUCCCAUUCCAAAAGCCUUUGGAAAAUAGGCUUUUCUUGGUGUGGCAAAAAAAAGGGGGAGGGGUGAAAACAAGCUGAGAGCCCUUGGCCACUUUCUCAGUUAAAGUUAGAUUUCUGAGCUAUCUUUCUGUUCUCCGUGUGUCAUGCCCACCUUAAGUACACCCAGAUCCUUCAAAUCAUCCACAACCACACUUUCCCCUCCUGGACACCAGUGUCCUUACUGCUCUCUGGAGUGAGAGGAUGCCAGAAAGACCACGAAAAGGCCUGUGAUGUCUUCAAGAAACUUGUUUGCCUUUACAAGAAUCAUAAGUAGGCUCUAAACUAAAGGCUUUGGGGGUCACAUGCCACAAAAUGGAGUUUAACUGCUUGCUUACCUCUCCUGAAUGAGCAAUCUGGAACAGCAAAGAUGGAUUUUCAGCAGAGCAUCAAUCAACCUGUUUUUCAUAUGCCACAGUCCCCCACCAGUUGCCUUUCUCUAUCCUGUAGGCAUUUCCUGGAUGUCAGGGCAAUAGGAUGUGAAUUUGUGUCUGGUCUAAUGUCUUCAUUAUGAAUUGAACAGUAUAUGUUAACAUUUCAAUCUGUGUCUCACUUUGAGAUCUAUAUAUAUAUGUAUGAAAAGGUUGUUGUAGAGCCUCGAGGCUUUUGUGGAGCCCGGAGGCUUAACCUAAUUGCAGACUAAGCUACCAAGGGAGAGGGUCGGCACACAGGGAUCUGCCUUUUCUCUCAGUAAGCGCUCCCGACAGUGACUGGGAUGCACUUACCCAGCCUCCAGCCACUUCCCCAAAGCAAGGCUGGACAGGACAUGUGCGGGGGUUGCUGCUGCUGUUACCACUUCCCCACCCUGCCUCCCACCAUUCUAGGAGAGAAACGCCAGUCAACAUUUGCAAAAUGGGGAAGGACAAAUGCCAACAGACGCUCCUUAAGUAGGGCCCAAGGUGCGUGAUUUCAAAAGCCAAGUCUGCCAAGGGAAAGGUUUUCCUGGCGGUCACCCUUCCUGGAGGCACACUUGUGUUCACAAACCUGACCUCCAUGGUGGGGGCUGGUCUAGAGCACACCGAAUGUUGUGGGAGGAAGGGGCUCCCUCCUCCUCCAGGGGCCCUCCUUUCCCUUGACUCUGCUCUCAUACGAGAGAUUUGCUGGUCUCAGAUGCCAGGGAGGGGCCAGGCCUAAGGAGCAGAGCCAGAUGAAGACUACCAUCGUUAGGGUGGGGGCUCUGACAGACUCCCCCUAACUCACCCUCUAUCCCCACCUCAGGGUAUGUUAUUUUUAAUGUGGGCCAAUGUUUCUUUUUAUGAGGUUUUAUGGUAAUAAAUUAUCUGUAUGGCUAUUUUCCCCAUGUGGUUUUGAUACUGAAUUGCUCCUUGAACAUCCCUCAUCAGAUAAGUGGAGUUUAGCUUGAAAACAAAAACAGAGCCUUGGGUUAUCAUUUCACUUAGUAUUUGUUAAAGCAACAGGAGCUUAUGGCCAAUUGAAAGAAACCCAUGUCUUGUAGGUUUCCUGGCUGACUCCAGCUCAUGCCCAUCACAUAAACACUAAGGCUAUGUGGUCACUAGAAUGGAGGAUUCAAUCUCUGUGUACUGCUGAGCCCCUUCUAUGUCCCUUUUCACAAAACUGCUCAGUAAAGAACUGUCUUGGCACUUGGACACAGGAAAAAUAGUCCUGGAGGAGAAAAUGGCAACCCACUGCAGUAGUCUUGCAUGGACAACCCCAUGGACAGAGGAGCCUGGUGGGCUACAGUCCAUGGAGUCACAAAAAGUCAGGCACGACUUAGCAACUAAAUAGCAAACAGUUGGCUUUAGGUGCUGGGAAAACACCAGCGAGGGCUCGCAUGCCUGAAGUGCUGAGUUUUGAGAUCACAUCUGUGGAUUCAACUAAGACAGCUAAAGGCCCUAUCCUGUCCCUGCUCCCCUAGCCAGCUUGGCACCUCCCUCUGAACCAGGAGCCUUUGCAGCUGCUCCUCAGAGACAGAAGUGAUGAGAGCAAAGUCAUCACUCAAAUGGCUCCCAAGCUGAAAAUGAACUAAGUAGUGUUUGACCCGAUUGAAGUAAGAUUACUCUUGAGUCUAGGAACAAGGCCUGAUCCUCAGAGGAAGAAUAAACACAGUGAGAGAGCCCGCUUCAUAAGUUGGUAACCAGCCGCACAGUUCCUUCUGAGUUUCUCAGAUUUGCUAUUCAAGGUGGGUUGUUCCUGAGCCCCUAGGGUUCCAUUGUUCCAUUCAGAUCUGGGACCUUUUACCCUCUCAGGCUUCAGCCUCAUAGCUCACUCACAUCCAGCUCCACCACAUACAUGCUCAGAACUGAGCAAGCACCUGGAAAAUGUGCCUGGGUCCUUUUCUGCUCUCCUCAUCACAAUUCCAUCACCUUCCAGAGUCACAGAAGUCUGUGACUGGAUUGGACCUUAGAGCCCAUAAAAUCCAUCACUUUGAUUUUACAGAUGAAUCAAGUUCAGAGAAAAGUGAGCUGUCAUAUCCUGCCAGUGGUAGGUCUGGCCACCAAGCAAGGACCGCACCCCACCCCCCGCCCCGCCUCCGCCACUGCAGGACAUCACUCCUUUGAUGUGUGUUCGAAGAUGAACAUUUUUAAGAAUCUCAACUAGGAUUGAACAUUCCACCGCCAUCUCUUGUGAGGUGAGCUUUUGUAGACUGCUUGGACCAAAGCAGGCAGAAACACAGCAUGUCCUUUCUUCAGGGGAUUUAGGUUGGUAACCCUCAAGGAGUGAAUGCCACCGUCUAGAACUUCUUUCUGUUCAUGGAGGUGGAAGCCAUGGGAAGAUUAAAGAAAAUCCCUGGGAAAAAGCUAAAUCUCUCCAGGUGGCAUAAUGGACAUCACUGUCUUCUGUAAAUAAUAAAGGCUAUUACAGCCCUAGUUAGGACUUCUUCUAAAAAGACAGUUGGCAAAAUGAGAGUGAGGUCCACCUUCAACUGGCUGGGGGAAGUGGUAGAUGUAAAACUAGUAGGAAUGACCUAUAUCAUACGUUGUCAAUAGGGCAGCCAAGUACUUUGACCAUGACCUGCCAAAACCCACGCUUGUCUUCAUUGGUGGUUUCAGUCAGUUGAGUGGCUCCCCUGGACCCAUCAUUGUGUCACAUGCUGUUGACCCCACAAAGGAAGAGAGUAACAGCACAGGUUAUGGAACUAAUUGGGCUUCCCUGGUGGCUCAGAUGGUAAAAGAAUCCACCUGCAAUGUAGGAGACCUGGAUUCGAUCCCUGGGUUGGAAAGAUCCCCUGGAGGAGGGCAUGGCAACCCACUCCAGUAUUCUUGCCUGGAAAAUCCCCAUGGACAGGGGAGCCAUGGAGUCACAAAGAGUGGGACACGACUGAGCGACUAAACACAGCACAUGGAACUAAUUAGAUCUUAUCCAAAUCUCAGUUAUACUGCUUCCUAGCUGAUUAAUCUUAGGCAAUUUAUUAACCUGUAAAAUAAGGAAGAUAAUGCAUGCCUCAUAGGAAGGUUAUAAGAGUAAAAUUCAAUGAGAUAAUGUAUGUGAGCUACUCAGUCAUGUCCGACUCUUUGCAACCCCAUGGACUGAAGCACACCAGGCUUCCCUGUCCAUCACCAACUCACAGAGCUUGCUCAAACUCAUGUCCAUCGAGUCGGUGAUGCUACCCAACCAUCUGACCCUCUGUCAUCCCCUUCUCCUCCCGCCUUCAAUCUUUCCCAGCAUCAGGGUCUUUUCCAAUGAGUCAGUUCUUUGCAUCAUUUGGCCAAAGUACUGGAGUUUCAGCUUCAACUAUUUCCUUUAGGAUUGACUGAUAAACAAGAGUUAUCUCAGUAAAUUUCCCAGUGACUGGUAAACACUAUAGUUUCAGAUAGCAAAUUGCUGGACUGAGUUUACUUAGAAUUUGUGGGAGGAGGCAAAAAAGGAGGGAAUUGUAACCUGGGCUUGGGAGGAAUAUCUAAGAUGGAUGGAGGAUGGGGACAGAUGUGGUAGGUGGGAAAAUACAGAAGCUGAAUGCUCAUUGGCGAGAAAGCUCAAGAUAUGUUUUGAAAGAAUGCCUUGGUGGUCCCAGCUAGUAGUUGAGGUUCCAGACAAGAACACAUGGGCAUGCACUGAGAGAUAGGCCAGGCCCAAAUUGUGAAGACUGCUGGAUGCCAGGCACUGGAGUUCCAUCCUUCAACAAAAAGCCAUGAACUAUUUUAGAAUCACUUGUUCAGAAAUAUCUCCCAUGCAGGAGUGUCAGGCUCUGUGGGGGAGCGGUGGUGUGGAUGAGAAAGGGAAAGAAGGAAACCAGUACUGGGUGCCUACCAAGUGCUGAGCAAGGUCUGUAGAUGCCUUACCUCAUUUAAUCCUAAAACUUGGGUGGCAAUAUCCCCCUGUUAGAGAUAAGGAAACUGAUCUUGGAGAGGUUAGGUGUUGGGCCUCAACUGCUAAACAGUGGAGCUAGAAGGGGCUGGGAGACAAGUGUCAAGUUCUAUGGGUGUACUCCUUGUUCCAUACAAGUCUUCCUCUAGCCUAAGCAGGGAGCACUUUAGGCAGAGACAGCUGUUGCACAGGUCACAUGAGGUGCUGGGAGAACUGUCACUCCAUCCUAGGAUUGGAUAGAAGACUGUAGAGUGGAGAUGCUGCUAUUAGGAUCAGGCUUCCUAAUACCACCUCCCAAGAUUGGACUGUGGGACAGCCCACCCAGAGGAGAGUUGGGACGGUAGAUCAGACAACCUAGGAUUCAUGUCGCUUGCCAGGGACUGAGUUGGAAAGAAAGACCUUGAAUGAAAUACUUAAAUCAACCUUGCUCUGUUGAGAAUGUGCACAAAAUGAAGUCAGAUUGCCCCUGGCUGGAAAGAUAAAUAACAGAGCAUUAAGGAGGAAGUGAUGAGCAUGGGACACAGAAAAAAGUCAGGACUUGCUCCAUUGAAGCUCGCUUCAUGGAAACAUUGGACGGGAGGGUUGAUAAGAUGCUGAACCCCAGUAGCGGCAAUAGUGAUAUCAAAGAGGAAGAUCUUACAGGAAAAUAAGAAAUUUCUACGAAUCCUCAUACUAUGCUGAAGGGAAUGUGAAAUGGUACAGCUGUCUUGGAAAAUAGUCUGUAAGUUCCUCAAAAAGCUAAACAUAAAGUUACCAUAUGACUAGCAAUUGUACCCCUAGGUAUAGACCCAAGAGAAAUAAAAACAUUGUUUAGUCGCAAAGUCGUGUCUGACUCUUAAAGUCUUGUCCAUCUCUUUGCGGCCCCAUGGACUACAGCGUGCCAGGUUUCCCUGUCCUUCACUAUCUCCUGGAGCUUGCUCAGACUUACGUCCAUUGAGUCGGUGAUGCUAUCCAACCAUCUCAUCCUCUGUUGUCCCCUUCUCCUCCUGCCCUUAAUGUUUCCCAGCACCAGGGUCUUUUUCAAUGAGUCAGCUGUUCAUAUCAGGUAGCCAAAGUAUUGUAGCUUCAGCUUCAGCAUCAGUCCUAAUGAACAUUCAGGGUUGAUUUCCUUUAGGUUUGACUGCAUUUGCCCUCAUUGGAGUCCAAGGGACUCUCAAGAGUCUUCUCUAGCACCACAGUUUGAAAGCAUCAGUUCUUCCGCACUCAGCUUUCUUUAUGGUCCAACUCUCACAUCCGUGCAUGACUAUUGGAAAAACCAUAGCUUUGACUAUAUGGACCUUUGUCAGCAAAGUGAUGUCUCUGCUUUAUAAUUUGCUGUCUAACUUUGUCAUAACUUUCCUUCCAAGGAGCAAGCAUCUUUUAAUUUCAUAGCUGCAGUCACCAUCCACAGUGAUUUUGGAGCCCAAGAAAAUAAAAUCUGUCACUGCUUCCACUUUUUCCCUAUUUGCCGUGAUGUGAGGAGACCACAUGCCAUGAUCUUCAUUUUUUGAAUGUUGAGUUUUAAACCAGCUUUUUCACUGUCUUCUUUCACCUUCAUCGAGAGGCUUUUAGAUCCUCUUUGCUUUCUGCCAUUAGAGUGGUAUCAUCUGCAUAUCUUGAUUUCAGCUUGGAGUUCAUCCAGCCCAGCAUGAUGUACUCUGCAUAUAGGUUAAAUAAACAGGUGACAUAUACAGCCUUGAUACACUCCUUUCCCAAUUUUGAACCAGUCCAUUGUUCCAUGUCCAGACCUAACUGUUGCUUUUUGGCCUGCAUACAGGUUUCUCAGGAGGCAUGUAAGGUGUUCUAGUAUUCUCAUCUCUUUAAGAAUUUUCCAAAAUUUGUUGUGAUCCACACAGUCAAAGGCUUUGGCAUAGUCAAUAAAGCAGAAGUAGUAUUUUUUCUGGAAUUCUUUUGCUUUUCCUAUGACCCAAUGGACGUUGGCAAUUUGAUCUCUGGUUCCUCUGCCUUUUCUAAAUUCAGCUCAAACAUCUGGAAAUAAAAACAUGGGUCUACAGAAAAAUUUUUUCAUGGAUAUUCACAGCAGCAUUAUUUAUAAUAACCAAAAGGUAGAAACAACCCAAAUGUCUAUUAGCUGAUUAAUGAAUAAACAAAAUGUAGCAUAUGGACACGUGGAAUAUUUGGCAAUAAAAAGCAGAGAAAUGCAACCUGCAACAUGAAUGAACCUUGAAAGCAUAAAGCUAAGUAAAAGAGGCCAGUCAAAAAGACCUCGUAUAGUAUGAUUUCAGUCCAGAUGGGCAGAGCCACAGGGACAGAGUCUAUUAAUGGUUGCCUAGGGUGGUAGGGGAUGGGGGUAAUGGAGAAUGACUGCCAAAAAGUGUGGGAUGUCUCUUAGGGUGAUGAAAACGUUCUAAAAAUUUAUUGUGAUGGUUGCAUAACUGUGACUAUACUAAAAAAUCACUGGCUAAACUGUACUUUUUAAAUUAGUACAUUAUAUGGUAUAUGAAUUAGAUCACAUAAAGCUACCACAAGAGAAAUGUCCUGGGGCAUUGGUUACUGGGUGGCAAGGAGUGCUGGAAAGUCACGAGCAAACACCUCAUCUCCAAGGCUCUGAAAUGGCUUGAGUGAAAGCUUAGAUUUGUGAGGUGUUGGGGAGAGCGAUGCAUCCACAACCGCUCAUCUUAGAAAUCAGCUUGUGAAGGAAGGAGAGACCAGAAGAGCUGAUGGAAGAGAAAGUUCGGAUCAGCUACAGGGAGCUUUUCCAAGUUAGGGGGGCCUCCCCUCGAUUCCCAGACUGGUCCCGCAAGGUGUUACCAAGAAUCCAUGAGCAAUUUUCAUGAUUUGAGAAAGACUGGUGGAAACCUUCUGUGUCUGCAGAGAAAAGCUGCACAGGCCAUCUGUAUUACUUCUUUAUGUUGUAAUUAAUAAGUAAGUAAUCUUUAUUACUCCUUUAUGUUGACCUGGAAGUCACUCUGUCAGGAUGUGAUACCCUUGGUUAUUG